AUGUCUCACGUUCUUUCUUUACCGGAGACUUGGUUUACCCCGGAAGGUACUCUUCCAACACAAGUUUCUCCUAGCGAGAUUGUGUUGGAUUAUGAAACCCCACCGUCUCAUCAAAGUCUUGCAACUCCACCUCAAAGAGUCUCAACUCGACCACCUACAAUAAUUCUCUCGAGCUCCGGACGGACAAAACCAUGGGUGUGGUUGGUAGGAGGCUUCUGCUGCAUCGCUGCCAUUCUUCUCAUCAUCUUCCUGAUGGGAACUCUCAUCCUGUAUCUCAAGGAUAAACUUAGGGUGAGGGAGAUUUUGAACAAGAUAUACUUCGACUCCUUUGAAAACAUCUAUGGGGAUGUGUCCUUGGUGUUGAAUUUCACCAAUCCGACCUGGAAGCACCCUGUGAGGUUGGAGAUCAUCUUGCUCGAACUUAGGUUCAACCAAACGGCGAUCGCUCAACAAGAUCUCUUGGCGUUUUCGGUUAACAAAAAAACAUAA
Arabis nemorensis is the source of this 489-nucleotide messenger RNA. The record is from the annotation of a GenBank genome assembly. Lineage: Eukaryota; Viridiplantae; Streptophyta; Magnoliopsida; Brassicales; Brassicaceae.